This is a messenger RNA of Ictalurus punctatus (channel catfish), 2899 nucleotides long. RefSeq names its product E3 ubiquitin-protein ligase UBR2-like. Gene Ontology annotation, cellular component: ubiquitin ligase complex; cytoplasm. The transcript is spliced from 11 exons. Lineage: Eukaryota; Metazoa; Chordata; Actinopteri; Siluriformes; Ictaluridae. Gene Ontology annotation, molecular function: ubiquitin protein ligase activity. Gene Ontology annotation, biological process: ubiquitin-dependent protein catabolic process via the N-end rule pathway. Bases 914 to 1669 code for a protein of 251 amino acids. The record is from RefSeq and is a predicted model, not a curated record.
UAUUUUUCCCCACUACAGGCCUAUAGUAGGAAAGUAUGCGAUUUGGGACACAGCCGAAUUCUCUUGUUCGCCGUAAAACUGCCGUGUGUGAUCGUGUCCUGUCGCAAAAUGUGGUGAAAACUCUCACACGACGUUCAUAGUGUGAUUAAGGUGUUUACAUGUGUGUAAUACACGUCCAUAAUGCGACUAAAACAGGAGUACUCCACCUGUCUUAAUUAGAUUAGUGCUUACUUCGAUUAUGACCUUAAUUAGAUUAAGCUGCAGUUCAUAGAAACCUCUUCACGGCUAAAGCUGCAGAGAUGGAGGUCGAGGGGUCCAUGAAGAGGCGGCUCCAGCUGGCAUGAGAUCGAGAGUGUGGGCGCAAGAGCAGACUUUUGAUAAAGGAGGGUAUUUACAGUGUUUUAACUGGUUGUGUUUGAGUUGUGCAGGCUUGUGUCACCUGACUUAAAGAAGGCAUUGUUUGAAGGGCUUGAUCAGCACCUCCCACGACUCCUGCAGUUGUACAACACCGAGAGGCAGUGAAAUACCCGAAAUCCCACAUGUGAUGACCCGCAUUGAUCAAGAGUUUAUUUUGGAUACAGGCAGAGGAAGCUCAGCGAAAGCUUAAGAGACAGAAUGGAGAGGACCCAGCCCUGCCUCCAUUCUGCCCACUGUUUGCCAGCUUGGGAAACAUUCUGCAGUGUGACGUGCUGCUUGGCAUGCUGGGAGCUGUGCUGCAGUGGGCUAUGGAGCCCAGGGAGGACACUGGUCUGAGUCCAUGCUGCAGAGGAUGGUGGUUAGUAUUAAAAUGAUGCGCGAGUGCACAGCUGCUGCACCUCCCUGUGAAGGAACAGGGCACUGUCAUAAGGAGACUGUGUGGGACAAAGACAAAGCAUAGAGAAAAAGGAAAGCUGAACUGUGCUGGAAAAAGACCAUGGCUCAAACAUUAGAGAGCCAGAGUCAUUUUAUCAAUAAGUACAUAGAUCUGCUCACGCAGGAUUCAGAGGAUCUGGACGCCUCAGCCUCUACAUCAGCAGAGCAUAGCCCCAGUUCAUGUGACAGUGCUCUGGUGUGUGUGGGACCUCGUCGUUGGCGUGCCAGAGGAGGAGAGAGGAGGCAGAUGGAGAUGCGUAUCCUGUGUCACGAAGCGCAGGAGAUCCUACCUGAUGGCACCACCAUGGUGCUCGCUGCCUUUGUCCAACGCUCUACGGUCAUGUCCAAGAACCGCAAAAGACCCCCUCACAAUGCAGAGAGCUGUGAUCCCCUCUUCAUGCACCCUGACCUGUCCUUUGGUACCCAUACCGGCAGCUGUGGCCACGUCAUGCACUCUCACUGCUGGCAGAGGUCUUUGAAUAUCAAUGAUGCAAACAGGGAGGAGAAAUAUAACAGAACGAAAGACCAACAAUCAGAAGCAGCAGAUCGCCAAGAUGGAUAUCUGGGGCGUCAGGAUGCCACCAAUGUUAGUGGAGUACUUUGCCACGUUGCGCCAACAGUCGGAAGAUUACCAAGCUGCGCUACGAAAGCAGCAGGACGCCAGGAAUUACCUGGGCUUCAACUUACCGCCUAUGUUCAUGCAGGACUACGCCAUGCUACGCCAACAGGAGGAGGAGUCCAGGUACAAGGGGGAGUUUGUGUUCAGUACAGAGACCCAGCCCGGGACCGACAGGGUGACCUCAGAGCUCGAACCUGAGCUCCACGAGGUGGGCUCACCUGCCGAGCUCCAGCAAAGGGUCAGCGGGGAGGCACUAGCACCAGGCUUUGAUGUCCGAGUCCCAGUCAAGUCUCAAGUCCCUAAGGUCCCAGCCAAGCCUCGCGUCCCUGAGGUCCAAAUCAAGCCUCGCGUCCCUGAGUUCACGUUCAGGCCUACUGACCCAAAUGACCAAAUGCGCUCACGCCCAGCCAAGCUCCGCUCACGCCACAGUCCGCCGACACACACCGCCAAGCUCCGCUCACGCCACAGUCCGCCGACACGCACCGCCAAGCUCCGCUCACGCCACAGUCCGCCGACAGGCACAGCCAAGCUCUGCCCACGCCCCAGUCCGCCGACACGGCCAGCCAAGCUCUGCCCAUGCCCAAGGUUCACAUAGUGACCUCAGAGCCUCAGCCUCCCCGUUCAGCUGAGGUCGUCGCUCAGCCUCCCCGUUCAGCUGAGGUCGCCGCUCAGACUCCCCCGUUCAGCUGAGGUCGUCGCUCAGACUCCCCGUUCAGCUGAGGUCGUCGCUCAGACUCCCCGUUCAGCUGAGGUCGUCGCUCAGACUCCCCGUUCAGCUGAGGUCGUCGCUCAGACUCCCCGUUCAGCUGAGCUCGCCGCCUGCUCCAUGGCAACUAGCGUUCCCCCCUUCUGCUUCGAGGAGACCCACGCUCCUCUCCCUGGCUGCACGGGGGACUUCUCUCGGCCUUCCAGUUCAGCUGGGGACAUUGCGCCGCUUUCAUGCUCUGCCGAGGAAAUAUCUCAGCCUCCCUGUGCCAUUGUAGAAGCCGCCCGGCCUCCUGAUUUUGCGGGGGACAUUUUCUCCAGGGGGCCAGGACCACCAGAUGGAGGACGUAUAAUUUUGGGCGCUCCGGGAGUAGCGCCCUUGGGGGAGGGUUCUGUCACGUAUCAGGAAGCUCUGGACUCCACUUCCCAUCAGCCACUGCACUGCACUACAUGUCACAUGACCACCUGCACCUGAUUCACGUUUUGGUUAAUGAGCACUUGUGUGUGUGUGUGUGUGUGUGUGUGUGUGUGUGUGUGUGUGUGUGUGUGUGUGUGUGUGUGUAUAUAGCCAUUGUCUGCACUGAUUCACUGUCUUUUGUUGUAUUAGACUACCAUGUUACAUGUUUUGUUUCAUGCCACAGUAUUUUGCCUAGUUGUCGUAGUGUCUAUGUUUUGUUGUUUGUUCAUAUAAUAAAUGUUAUAUAUCUGCGAUUGCUUCCGAAC